CCCCCAACUCCCCCCCAUCACUCCUACAACUACCAUCAUAAAACCCCCCACAGCCAACUCCUCCGCCACCUCCACCGCCACGCCGCCAUGCUCCACCGCCGUCUCUGAAAUUAACACACCACACUAUACGACCAUCGAAAUGCCAACAACACCCAGUAUACUGUUUUUUCUGUUUCUAAUAUUUGUAACGAACCUGAAUUGUACAUUUUCUCUCUCCUCCGACGGCCUCUCCCUCCUCUCUCUGAAAUCCGCCGUCGACUCCUACGGCGCCUCGGCCUUCUCCGACUGGAACGAGGAGGACGACACCCCGUGCCGGUGGACCGGGAUCGCCUGCGCCAACAUCUCCGGCGCCUCCCGCGUCGUCGGGGUCGCCGUCUCCGGCAGGAAUCUCCGGGGAUACAUCCCGUCGGAGCUCGGCACCCUAGUUUACCUCCGAAGGCUUAAUCUACAUGGUAACAACUUGUACGGCUCCAUUCCCGAUCAGCUCUUCAACGCUUCCGCUCUCCACAGUCUCUUCCUCUACGGAAACAACCUCUCUGGUCCUAUCCCACCUUCUCUAUGCAACCCCACUCGUCUUCAAAAUUUAGAUCUCUCCAACAACUCCAUUUCCGGCCCACUCCCCAAUUUCCUCCGCAACUGCGCCCAAUUGCAGCGCUUAAUCCUCGCUGACAACAAGUUAUCCGGCGAGAUUCCGGUGGGGAUUUGGCCGGCGAUUCCAAACUUGGUCCAGCUUGAUUUAUCCUCGAACGGCUUCACAGGCCCGAUACCGGAGGACAUCGGGGAGUUGAAAUCUCUCUCUGGAACUCUCAAUCUGUCAUUCAACCAUUUCUCCGGCAUCAUUCCGGAAUCUUUAGGGGAUCUGCCAAUGACAGUUAGUUUCGAUCUGCGAAACAACAAUUUCAGUGGCGAGAUUCCUCAGACUGGAUCGUUCUCGAAUCAGGGCCCGACGGCCUUUUUGAACAACCCGUCGCUCUGUGGGUUUCCGUUGACGAAAAAAUGCCAGAAAAACAGUACGGAGACGGUUCCAGGGAUUCAGAAUCCCUCGCCGGAGUCUGACAGUAAUGGCCAGCGGAAAGGGCUGAAGCCGGGGUUGAUAAUACUGAUCUCGGUGGCUGACGCUGUUGGGGUUUCAUUUAUUGGUUUGAUAGUUAUUUAUUUGUAUUGGAAGAAGAAAGAUUCAAACAGUUGUAGCUGUGCUGGGAGAGGGAAAUUGGGUGGCAAUGAGAAAACCAAGUUCUGUGUUUGUCCUUGUAUGAGCGGAUUUCCAAGCCAUGACUCGGAACUCGACUCUGAAAAAGGCGGUAACGGUAGUGGUGGCGGUGCCAGUGGUGCUGGUACCGGUGGCGGAGAGGGUGAUCUUGUGGCUAUCGACAAAGGGUUUAAUUUCGAGCUUGACGAGCUUUUGAGGGCAUCGGCGUAUGUGUUGGGAAAGAGCGGGUUGGGCAUCGUGUAUAAAGUUGUGCUUGGGAAUGGGGUGCCGGUGGCGGUGAGGAGGUUGGGAGAAGGCGGCGAGCAGAGGUACAAGGAGUUUGUGGCGGAGAUUCAGGCGAUCACGAGGGUUAAGCAUCCCAAUAUUGUCAGGCUGAGGGCUUAUUACUGGGCUCCUGAUGAGAAGCUUCUCAUUAGUGAUUUCAUCUCUAAUGGCAACUUGUCUUCCGCUCUCCGCGGGAGAAUUGGCCAGCCAUCAUCCCCUCUCUCAUGGACAACCCGACUGAAGAUCGCAAAGGGCCUCGCACGAGGAUUGGCGUACCUCCACGAAUGCAGUCCAAGGAAGUUCGUCCACGGCGACAUCAAACCAUCCAACAUCCUCCUAGACAAUGAAUUCGAAGCCUACAUAUCGGAUUUCGGCCUCAACCGGCUCAUCAGCAUCACCGGAAACAACCCUUCCUCGUCCGGUGGCUUCAUCGGCGGAGCACUCCCGUAUAUAAAGUCAGUCCCACCUGAGAAGGCAAACAACUACCGAGCACCAGAGGCUCGAUCCUUCAUAGACCGGCCGACUCAAAAAUGGGACGUGUACUCGUUUGGAGUCGUCUGUCUAGAAUUGCUAACGGGAAAGUCCCCGGAGCUGUCCUCUCCAACUACAUCUACUUCAACGGAAGUUCAGGAUCUAGUGAGGUGGGUGAGGAAGGGAUUUGAAGAGGAGAAUCCGUUAUCGGACAUGGUUGAUCCUCUGCUGCUUCAAGAAGUGCAUGCCAAGAAAGAAGUACUGGCUGUUUUCCAUAUAGCCCUCGCUUGCACCGAGGGAGACCCGGAGAUUCGGCCUAGGAUGAAAACCGUAUCCGAAAAUCUCGAUAGGAUCGGGACGUAGCUCUGUAUGUUUUGUCGAGGAGUCUCGAUGUUCUUGAUUUUGCUAUGGGAAACUUUGUGCAUCGGUACUAGCAGACACGGAUCGAUGCUUCGAUCUCUAUCGGGCGAGGUACGGAGUUUCUUGAUGUCUUUUGGGAGAUUCUCAAGAGCAUUUUGUUGUAACUUUUGGUUUUUCAGUUGGGGGUAGAGGGAAAGCUAGUUGCCUUUUGUAUUUAUGUUUCUACAAUGAUACCCAAUUCCUUUGUUAUUAGUAUGUGUUUGUAAUAAGAUGUGUCCUUGUCAUUUUGGUUC
Rhododendron vialii is the source of this 2598-nucleotide messenger RNA. Its product is annotated as receptor protein kinase-like protein ZAR1. Gene Ontology annotation, molecular function: receptor serine/threonine kinase binding; protein kinase activity; ATP binding. Bases 140 to 2308 code for a protein of 722 amino acids. The transcript has 3 exons. Gene Ontology annotation, biological process: protein phosphorylation. The record is from RefSeq and is a predicted model, not a curated record. Lineage: Eukaryota; Viridiplantae; Streptophyta; Magnoliopsida; Ericales; Ericaceae.